AUGAAUGCGAAUACCGCUGAUUUGACAUGGUCACUCUUAUUUCAAGACUUAACUUCUAUUCAAUAUGUUAAAAAUUAUAUCAAUGAGAAGAUAACAUCGAAUGAUAAAGCGCAUAGCCUAUCAUCUCUGACACGUGUAUUUCAUAAAUCCUACCAUGCUAUAGGUGCAUUCAAUGUUUGGUUAAUUGGUCUUGGUAUCUUAUGUUUAGCCUGUGCUAUCCUAUUCUCUGCUAUUGAGUCAUGGAAAACAUUCUUCUUUCUUACACUCGUGCCUUACCUGGUUAUAUUGACAUGGUCACUUCCUUUAACGCGUAUUGGAAGUUGGAAAGCUCUGACGUCAAUUGUUCAUCGCUUAUCCGGUAUUCUUUCUCUCCUAUUACCGAUGUGUCUAAUUGUGUACAAUUCAUGGACAGAUGAGCAUCCUCCAAGUUAUCUCUACGCUUUAGCAGUUGUAUGCAUUGUAUUCAAUUGCAUAUUUGGCGCUCUUCUCAUACCACAACGAAUUUCGAGUUUCGAUAUUCCGACAAUUCGAGCAUUCGGUGUUGGUGUCACACUCGGUUUGUCUUUUGUUGGCUGGUCAUUGAGUUGGUACUUCGGCGGCGAGUCCUGGUUUGCACCUUUCGGAUAUGCUUGCGCAUUGUACAGUUUCCUUACCUGUAUUUUGGCUUGGAACGAUUCUAUUCAACAUAUUUAUACAAACCAAACAAAUCCGUAUUACGCUACUCAACUCGAUUUGGAAUAUUUCAAACCACCGAAACGACCGCAUCAAGUCGGAUUGAAACAUCAGUCUUAUAAAUUAUGGGAGGUCUUUCUAAAAUUUCCUCUCAGAACUUCUCAUCCGAAACUACAAGAAGUUACAGUGACUCCCUCGUCAGCAGCUGUUGUCUUCACUGUUACACUCACCGCGAUAUUUUCGCUCUCGACCUUGCUUCAAUGGCAUUAUGUCUAUUGUGGACCAAGUAGUAUCCUUCUGCGUCAGCAACUAUUUCCCUCAUAUACAAAGUAUUCAGCUUAUUUAGCCCUAUUAGCUGCCGUAGCAAAUAAUUUCGGUACAUUUGCUGGUACCUUGGUUGUUCAACAAAAGGUGUCUUCGUUCUGA
This is a messenger RNA of Adineta ricciae, 1098 nucleotides long. NCBI's taxonomy places the organism in Eukaryota, Metazoa, Rotifera, Eurotatoria, Adinetida, Adinetidae. The record is from the annotation of a GenBank genome assembly.